AUGAAACAAACAUUUGUCCAUGAUGCCAGUCAACAAUUACAAUCGGCCGUAUUCUCAUCAGGCCUUAUAACAAAAUUAAUAUGUUUAUUUUGUAUUAUUGGAUAUGGUCUUUCAUUUAGUUCUCAAUGUGUUCAAGUACUUACAGUCAUUCCAGGUCGUGUAAUGCCUCCAAAUUUUUGGAUUUGGACAUUUAUUACACAUAGUUUUAUUGAAUUACAUAUAUGGCAUACAAUAAUUGAUGUUAUUGUUGUUUUUCUUUAUUCAAAAAUGAUUGAACCAUUAUGGGGUACAAAAGAACUUUUAAAAUUUUAUUUUAUUGUUACAAUUCCAAAUGCAUUAGUUGUAACAUUUACUUAUUUUUUAUUUUAUGGUUUAACAUUUAAUGAAGAUUAUUUAUUUGAAAGACCUAUUUAUGGUUUAGCAUCAUUUAUUGGUGCUUAUUCAGUUGUUAUUAAACAAAUUAUGCCUGAUACUAUUUUAGCAACAACACCAUUAUGUAAACUUAAACAAGAUCAUGUACCAUUAUUAAUUGUUAUUUUAUCAACAAUACUUUGGAUUGUAUAUGCUGUACCUAUACAUUUUUUAAUUAUGCUUAGUUUUGGUAUUAUUAUUAGUUGGACAUAUUUAAGAUUUUUUCAAGUACAUCAAAAUGGAACGCAAGGCGAUAUGUCAACAUCAUUUUCAUUUGCAAGUUUUUUUCCACCACCUAUAUCACCAAUAAUAAGUAUAUUUGCUAAUACAAUUUUUGCAAUAUUUGUUAAAAUAAAAUUAUGUAAACCAUUUGUUAAAAAAUAUAAUGUUGCUUCAUCAUCAAAUAUUACAAUAACUAUUCCAGGUGUUGAAGCAGUUGAUGCUGAUAGAAGAAGACAAAAAGCAUUGAAAGCUUUAAAUGAUCGAAUGAAAUUGAAAGAUUUACCAUCAGAAGCAUGGCCUGAAUUAGAAGAAAGUCAAAGUCCAUUAUUACCUCCAACACAUCAAUUAGAACCUUCAUCGAUAAUAAUUGAUAUGAAUAAUUCAAAUAAAAUAUUAACACCAACAAAAGAAGAUUUAAAUCAACACCAAAUAUCAGCAUAA
Rotaria sordida is the source of this 1074-nucleotide messenger RNA. Lineage: Eukaryota; Metazoa; Rotifera; Eurotatoria; Philodinida; Philodinidae. The record is from the annotation of a GenBank genome assembly.